AGAGUUGUGAAGAAUCAAAGUUUAGAAAAUGAGUUCAACAAGCAGAGCAUGGGUUACAGCAGUGAGUUUAGGAGUAGUAGAGGCACUAAAAGAUCAAGGAGUUUGUAGGUGGAAUUACACAAUUAGAGCCAUAAAUCAGCACGCUAAGAACAAUCUACGCUCGUAUUCACAAGCCAAAAAAAUCUCUCCUCAGUCUUCUUCUUUGAUUUAUCCAAAAAGUGAAACGAAGGAGAAAGCCAAGCAGUCUGAAGAGUCUUUUAGGAAAGUUAUGUACUUGACCUGUUGGGGUCCAUAUUGAAUUCCAACAGUUAAAUUUUUGCUAUUUUUAUGUACAUUUAUAUUUCCUUGAGAAUUUAGGAUAAUGUUGAUGAAGUUAUUUUAUAGCUUAAGGCUCAAUUGCCUUGUCAAUAUUAAUAGAAAAACUUUUUUUUCUAGUCCA
Molecule: messenger RNA, 439 nt
Organism: Solanum pennellii
Lineage: Eukaryota; Viridiplantae; Streptophyta; Magnoliopsida; Solanales; Solanaceae
Exons: 2
Coding region: 29-298 (89 amino acids)
Source: RefSeq, a predicted model, not a curated record